AUUGAGAGGUAAAACAUGUAAAAAAGAAUAGAUGAUAAAAUUUAGAGAAUAAUGGAAAUUAAGAGAGAAAAUAUAGAUGUUAUUGGUAAGGAAUGAUUGAAUGCUACCUUAGCGCACUUUGGAGAAGAAAACAAAGCCUCAGGAAUUGGCAUUGGAUCUGAAUUCUGAUAAUCCUAUUGUGUUUGUGUUGUUUUGUACGAUGAUGAUGGUCACCCAAGUUGAACUCAUGUUGAGACCCUCCACUCUGGGUCGUCACUUUUUCUGCAAAUCGAACUCGUUCUCACGCUCUACCACUUGGCUUUCCUUACAACGCGCCGUUCCCACCACAGCAAUCUCCUCCUCUCUCACGCGCCGCCCCAUUCCUCCAGAUUCCAAUCCCCGUAACUUCUUCUUCUCCUCUCUCACCUCUUUCCAAUCCCUAAACACUUCCACCCACCUCCCCAAUGCUCCCAACAACCCCUUCCUCUCUCAAUCACAAAGUGGUGGUGCCUUCGUCUGGAAUCCCGCUUCCGACACUCCAAGCGCCGCGCUUUACGGAGGCAAAGACCGCGUGGCCACGGUGGUCCUGCUGGGGUGGCUCGGAGCGAGGACCAAGCACCUCAAGAGGUACGUGGAGUGGUACAAUUCGCUAGGCUUUAACGCGGUUACCUUCGUCGUCGAUGUCAAGGAGCUACUUCGAAUAGACCUCGGCCACGUCCUCGAGACCCGAAUCUCUCACCUUGCCGACCACCUCGUUUCUUGGUUGUCUCGCGAGGAACAAGACGGAAGGGAACGAUGGUUGGUUUUUCACACUUUCAGCAACACGGGUUGGUUUGUUUAUGGAUACAUUCUGGCACGAAUGCUGGGUAGCGAGGAUCUCAUGGAGAAGAUUAAGGGUUGCAUUAUUGAUUCGGGAGGAGGAGAACCUUUCAAUCCACAGGUCUGGGCUGCUGGCUUUUCUGCUGCUAUAUUUAAGAAGCGCAGCUCUUUAGUCGAGGUAGAGGGCAAGCAGAAAUCAGAAACUGAGGAUAGCUUGUCAAAUAUUCAGCAAAACCAACCUUCCAAGUUUGAAACAGCGGUCUUGUCACUGUUAGAGAAGCUUUUCUCAUUUGUUUUGCAGUUGCCAGAUGUGAAUCAGAGGUUAACAAGGAUUGUGAAUGUGCUCAAGAAACACCAGCCUUGCCCUCAGCUUUACCUGUAUAGUACAGCUGACAAAUUAAUUCCAUUUGAAUCAGUAGAAGCGUUAAUUGAGGAACAGAGAAAGAUGGGAAAGAGGGUAAGGUCCUUUAACUUUGGAUUAUCUCCCCACGUAGAUCAUUAUAGGACAUUUCCAGACCUAUACUUAUCACAGGUUACUGAAUUUUUGAAAGAAUGUUUUACUGCCACCACACAAACAGCUUACAAGAGUUAAGUUGCCUUUCAAAGUGUAAAUUUUUUGCAUAGCAUUAGUCCGUACUGGAAUUUCGUUCCUUUAGUUUUUCCAAACGGAAUGGUGCUCAUUAUCACAAGGGCAAUGAGAGAAAUUAGAAGUGGUAUUCACAUAAUACAUUGACCUGCAAACAGUGCCAGCCAAUUACACAUUAGAGUAAUUCUUUUGAGGAUUGUUCACAAAGCUCGAGUGACAAAAAUUGAACAUGGCCAACUGAUGAGAUUAGAUAA
Vigna unguiculata (cowpea) is the source of this 1638-nucleotide messenger RNA. Its product is annotated as alpha/beta-Hydrolases superfamily protein. NCBI's taxonomy places the organism in Eukaryota, Viridiplantae, Streptophyta, Magnoliopsida, Fabales, Fabaceae. The record is from RefSeq and is a predicted model, not a curated record.